This is a messenger RNA of Gadus chalcogrammus (walleye pollock), 4524 nucleotides long. RefSeq names its product GRAM domain-containing protein 4-like. The record is from RefSeq and is a predicted model, not a curated record. Gene Ontology annotation, biological process: negative regulation of toll-like receptor 9 signaling pathway; apoptotic process. Bases 315 to 2072 code for a protein of 585 amino acids. Lineage: Eukaryota; Metazoa; Chordata; Actinopteri; Gadiformes; Gadidae. The transcript is spliced from 19 exons.
GAGAGAGAGAGAGAGAGAGAGAGAGAGAGAGAGAGAGAGAGAGAGAGGGAGGAAUUGUUAGGGAGAGUAAGAGAUAGAGUGCUAAGGGGAGAGAGGGUGUGUGAGAGAGAGAAAGAGAGAGAGAGAGAGAGAGAGAGAGAGAGAGAGAGAGAGAGAGAGAGAGAGAGAGAGAGGGAGAGAGAGAGGGAGAGGGAGAGGGAGAGGGCUAGAGAGAGAGGGAGACUGAGCCGCCCCAGCGUGGAUGAAAGUUCUCUUCAGCUCCAGUGUUAGGUGGUGUAGCAUGUCCAGGUGUUGAGGAUUCCUCCACCACCACCAUGCUGAAACGGCUGGAUAAGAAGAUCCGGUUCCGGGGCCACCGGAGGGACGACUCCCUGGACCUGGACCUGGACCAGUCCCCCAGCACCUCGGACAACGAGUGUGGGGACGACCCGGCACGGACCGGCUCCCCCACCCGGGACCCUGAGGACCUGCUGGACUCAGACACGCCCCCCCUGACCGACGCCCAGGCUGGUGCUGGUGCGAUGGCCGCAGAGGUCCAGGACUUCCAGAGGUUGGAGGCUGACCGCCUCACAGAAGUCAAGGGUCACCUGGAGAUAGCCCUGCUGGAGAAGCACUUCCUGGAGGAGGAGUUGAGGAGGCUGAGGGAGGAGGCGGGUGUGGAGGCGCUGAAGCAGGAGGUGGAGAAGGAGCGCUGCAAGAGGCUGGACGUCGAGACCAGACUAAACCAGCUCAUCAAGACCAGAUCUGAGGACCCUCCCCCUCCUCUGCUCCCUAAUGCCACGCCCCCCCAAGCUGACGGAACAGAGCCUCAGAGGGAGACAGUUUUUUCCCGCCUCCGGAGGUCCUGGUCUGAGCGAGUCUCCUCCCACCUCGAGGACUUCCACUUCCAGCCAGAGGAGGUCGUCACGGAAACGGAGGAGCCACUCAGCGCCAAGAGGCUGACGGAAAACAUGAGGCGACUAAAGCGCGGCCUGAAGCCGGUCACCAACUUCAAGAGGAACCUGGCGGCUCUGAGCAGCUGGUUCAGCGUCUACACCUCGGGCAUCGCCUUCAUCGUCUAUAUGAAUGCAGCGUGGUAUGGGUGGGUCAUCCCAGUGUUCCUCUUCCUCGCCAUCCUCAGACUCUCCCUCAACUACCUCAUCUCAAGAGGCUGGCGGAUUCAGUGGAGUAUCGUUCCUCAAGUGUCAGACUCACUGGACCCUCCUAAAGAUGACCUCACCGUCUCUGAGAAGUUCCAGCUGGUCCUGGAUGUAGCUCAGAAAGCACAGAACCUGUUUGGGAAGAUGGCUGACAUCCUGGAGAAGAUAAAGAAUCUGUUCAUGUGGGUACAGCCUCAGAUGACCCAGAAGCUUUACGUCGGUCUGUGGUUGGCCUUCAUCGCCUCCUGCCUGCUGCCCUACGACCUGCUGGGCUUCAUUAUAGGUCUGUACGCUGGCAUUAAGUUCUUCAUCAUCGACUUCCUCUACAAGAGCUGUCCCAAGCUGAGGGCCAAGUACGACACGCCCUACAUCAUCUGGACCAGCCUGCCCACCGACCCCCAGCUCAAGGAUAGGGGAGCCCCACCCCUUCACCGACGGACGCCUUCCACAGCCUCCCGCAGUUACCGAGCAACCAGCCCGCCCCCGGGGCCGGGUAGGGAGGAGGAGGGCGGGCGGAACAACUCCAAGAAAGGAGCGUUCCAUGAAGUGUUCAACCUUGACGAGAAGGAGCGCCCCCUAGCAGUGUGUGAGAACGGCUGGAGGUGUUGUUUGAUCAACAGAGAUCGUAAAACACCGUCUGACUACAUCCGCAACGGAGUCCUGUACGUCACAGAGAAUUUUCUAUGUUUUGAGAGCUCUAGCUCGAGGUCCAGUGCCUAUAAGAAGAACAAGGUCAUCGCUCUGCUGGACAUCACCGACAUCCAGAAGUACAAAGUUCUGUCUGUGCUGCCCGGGUCUGGGAUGGGCAUCUCCAUAGCAACGCCCUCCACUCAGAAGCCUAUGGUGUUUGGUGCUAUGAUCCACAGAGACGAGGCGUUUGAGGCCAUUUUCUCUCAGUACAGCAAGACUUUGACCGCGACCUCCGACCCCUAGGACCUCCCCCCCUCCUUCAUUGUGUCUUUUAUCUCGUCUUUCACUGCUGGACACCAGCUCAUUGACACACACACACACAGACACACACACACACAGCCAGGGGAAGUGUUAUUUCAUAAAGUGUUUGUGAGCUAGUUAGCAGCUAACUAGCUUAGCUUCCAGUUGUUGGACCACACUGAACAGUUUGACCUAAAUCCUCUUUAAUAAUCUGAAUGUUGGUGUAAAGCACAGAAUAUCAUGUUGGUCUUUUAUCGUCAAAUCUCUCAGCCUCUGCACUUAUUUGUGAGGUUUUGUACUAAUCCUGUUGAAUCAUUUCCUUGAGGUUGUAGGUUUGAUUCCAUGUGGGUUAGGUUAGGUCAGGGGCCAAUUUUUAGACACCGAUUCCGAUAUUUAUAAGUCCAAACGUUGAGAGUGAAUGCUUAAGUCAGAUGGAUGAAGAAACCUGUGAUUUGAUGAUGGAGUGCGUCAGUACUUCCUGUCAGAAGCUCAGGGUUCACUGGGUAGGCAGGGGGAGGGGGGGAGCCGUUUGAUUGACAUCUGCCAGACACGUCACACGGAUCGGUUUAACCUAAUGAAGCUAGUCUACCACCCAAUUAAUAAUGACAGACAGACAGACAGAUAGGCCGACGUACAGACAGACAGACAGACAGACAGACAGACAUAUAGACAGACAGACUCCUCUAAAUUAAGAGAUAAGAGUGACAGCUGUGUUUAUCCUGCCAUGACUCCUCUGUGAACAGUCUGCCAUUUUGUAUCACUUUGACUGUUCACACUGGACACCAACAUUACCGAAACAGACCCAAACAGAAGCAGAUCAUAGAUUUGGUCGACCAGGGACUCAAACUCGCACCCCGACUCUGACUCGAGUGAAGCUCAGUGACUCAUGACAUUGAGUUCAAAACAGCUGAGUCCAAUCUCCAGUAACGAGCUCACUGAACCUCAGAGGUUCAUCCUGGAGACCGGGGGUCACAAUGGUCUCUGAAGGCCUUCGUCUGUCUCCCUCCAUGUCCUUCCUAUUUCAGUCCUCUCAUUGGUGGAAACCUAAGGGGUUAAUUAGCACUGUGUCACCAUGGUGAUGAUGGUACUCUCGACGGUACGCUCAGUGGUGACAGAGCCUUCCUGUCCUGACCUCAGUGAGGAGGACGUUACCGUGGUGACGGUCAUCGUUUAGUAGGUCAUCUUGACAUGGUGUCGUCACAGGGUGACGGUGUAUUUACAUGACUACAACUCCCAUGAUGCACUCUGAUGUACGAGCGCGAUACCUGCCUUGCCCGACAUGCCCUACAUGGGGGUUUUAUACUGCAUGGAUCAAAUGUCUUUCUGCAACUUAUUCUGCUGUUAAUUAAGUAUUGAUUCUCUUAAUUUUUGUACAUUUUAUUAAACAUAUACAAAACAUAUUUAACAUUGCCUGUCAUUUCUUUAACCUCUCUGACUAUGACCGAUUUGACGUUAAAUUCACACAUUGUUAUACUUAAAAAUUAUUUUAGAAACCGUGGUGGUACUUGGACUCAGGACCUCAGAGAGGAUAACGGAUAGCUCUCGCUCUCUCCACUGUGCCACAGAGCAGUGUAUCGGACGGAAGUGAUAUUUGACUUGAUUAUAUUCAGAUAAUGGCUGUUUGAAAAACGACCAACACAGGCAGGACUUGAACCCUGGCCUCCAGCGCUCCAAUCAGCAGGUCGUACCACUGCACCAACAAGACACUUACUGGGGAUGGUCCGACUAUUAAUUUUAUAACAACCUUAAAUGUUUUUUAUAAGUGCAAUAAGCAGACAAUUUGAAAAGGGUUUCAUUGCAUUUGUUCUUUUAUUAAACAGCAAGCACAUCGAGUAGUAGCCUUUAGAAAACUUUAUAGGAGCAUAUUCUCCUUAUUUGACAUAAACAACGAUUUGGUCUGACCUGGAGUAAAGUGCUACUGGUCUGGGAAGACCAGUAGUCUGGAAGUACAGGUCUUUGGGGACCAGUACUACCAGAUCCGUGAAUGGAUUAAAACAUAGAUCAAUAGCUGUUGCAGUUUGAGUAUUACAGGAGUUAGUAAGUGCUACAUGAAGAUUUAUUGAUUUAUUCAAUCAGCAUAGCAUUUUUGAUUAAGUAUAUUUUCCUAAAGCUACAUCAAAUAGGCCUAUGCAUAGAGGCUCCAUAAGGUAUGAAACAAAUCCUCUUCUCUACGUUCAUGUCAACAUAUGGAAAUAAUGUAUUUCUCAAUGCUAGUCCUUCUAACUAGUUGGUUACUGGUUACAACAUAAAUUAUAGAUGAUGUCAUCAACAUGGCUUUGUAGAGCGGCCAAGAGGAGCAGAUUGGUUUGGUAGCAUUUGCUCGCUGUAGUGUUAGCCCACAGUAGCUUCCUCACAGUAGCGUUUGCUUGCUGCAACGGUAUCUUACAGAAGGGUUAGUUCAAAGCUACUGAAAGUUGGCAGGAAGACUUGUUUCUACACGUUGUACAUUCAGUCU